Molecule: messenger RNA, 672 nt
Organism: Tauraco erythrolophus (red-crested turaco)
Lineage: Eukaryota; Metazoa; Chordata; Aves; Musophagiformes; Musophagidae
Source: RefSeq, a predicted model, not a curated record
ACACAGUGACCAUUAGAACCAGGAAGUUCAUGACAAACAGACUGCUUCAGCGCAAGCAGAUGGUGAUUGAUGUUCUUCAUCCUGGGAAGGCCACAGUCCCCAAAACAGAAAUCAGGGAAAAGCUGGCAAAAAUGUACAAGACGACCCCUGAUGUAAUUUUCGUCUUCGGCUUCAGAACUCAUUUUGGUGGUGGCAAGACAACAGGUUUUGGCAUGAUCUAUGAUUCUCUGGACUAUGCAAAGAAAAACGAACCAAAGCACAGGCUUGCCAGGCACGGAUUGUAUGAGAAGAAGAAGACUUCUAGGAAGCAGCGAAAGGAGCGUAAGAACAGAAUGAAGAAAGUCAGGGGCACUGCCAAGGCAAAUGUUGGUGCUGGCAAGAAGGUAGGAUGAGAAUAUCUGUAGGCUAGAGUGAGUGUGUUGCCUUUGAAACAUUGAUUAGAAGUUCUUCAACAGAGUAACAUUGUUUUUCUUCCAUUUCUUUCAUCUAUUCUACUGGAUAACAGAAGGUAAUCUGUGUGGUGUUGUAUAGCUUCUUACCAGCUCAGUAGCUUAGUUUUGCUCCUCACUGCUGUAAGCUUAGCUGAUAUAAUGUGAAACAAUAUUUCUUAAAUGAUUGUUGCCUUUGUGUCACUUGAACUAAAGGACAGCUUCUGUAAAUCUAACAGUAUUG